AUGCGCAAAGUCCUCAUAAUCGACGGCGCCCACCUUAAAAGAAAGUACACAGGCUGCCUGCUCACCGCGAGUUGUCAAGACGGAAACUAUCAGCUUUACCCAGUGGCUUUUGGGAUAGUGGAUGGAGAUAACGACAAGGCAUGGAGUUGGUUUUUCCGGAAGUUGCAGGAAGUGGUGCCGGACAGCCAUGAUCUCGUUUUUGUGUCUGACCGGCAUAACUCGAUCUUUGCCGGCCUGCGAAAGGUGUAUCCAAUGGCACAGCACUGUGCGUGUGUUGUGCAUCUCCAGCGUAACGUCCAGUCGAUCUUCAAGAAGAAGCAUCUCAGCUAUUUGGUGUCUCAAGCUGCGAGAGCUUACCUACCUUCCCAAUUCUAUGAACUAUUUGACCAAAUUCGAGCUGUGGACUCAGGUUGUGCUGACUAUUUGACAGCUAUUGGAUUCGAACAUUGGACGAGGGCUCACUUCAACGGUCUCCGGUACAACAUCAUGACUAGCAAUGUAGCUGAAUCCCUCAACAAUGUGCUCGCAGCUGCACGGGAUUACCCAAUUGUGCCAUUGAUCGAGUACAUUAGGGCAACUCUGAUGGGUUGGUUUAACACUCGUCGUACCCUCGCUUCGGAGACAAGUAACACGCUAACCCCAAAGGUAGAGGAGAUCCUAGCUACUAACUUUGAACUGUCAACAGGGUUUUCGUUCCGUCGGAUAAAUCAAGAUGAAUUCGAGGUCCGGACCAAAGAGGGUGUUCCUUUCCUGGUUAACCUGGAGACGCAGGCAUGUAGCUGUCAUGAAUUCCAGAUGUUGAUCCCUUGCUGCCAUGCUAUAGUCGCAGCAUUGAGAUCUGAGACAAGGGUUGACUCAUUGGUUGGAAUUGAAUACACCACAGCUUUUUGGAACAAGGCCUACGAGUGCAGCAUCUACCCCGUAACAAUGUCUGUGCCAACUCUUCCCGUAGGCGACGACUUCUCAUCUCUUAACCUGAAGCCACCUAACACCCGCCGCCCGCCUGGGAGGCCUCGCAAAACGCGCAUCCGCUCUCGUGGACAAUUUGGGGGGGGAUUACCGAGGCGUUUAAACAUCUGUGGUCGAUGUGGUAGCUUCGACCAUAACCGCGCCUCUUGUAAGAUGCCGAUAUAG
Eutrema salsugineum is the source of this 1134-nucleotide messenger RNA. RefSeq lists its product as uncharacterized. The coding region runs from base 1 to 1134 and encodes 377 amino acids. Gene Ontology annotation, molecular function: zinc ion binding. The record is from RefSeq and is a predicted model, not a curated record. The transcript has 3 exons. Lineage: Eukaryota; Viridiplantae; Streptophyta; Magnoliopsida; Brassicales; Brassicaceae.